AUGUGCAUUGACUUGCAUUGUCGUGCAUUGACAUGGAUUGACAUCCAUUGCCAGAGUGGCCAUGGCGUGCCCCAGCAGCUGGUGGACGAUGAUCAAGAAACGGGCCAUGGCGUGUCCCAGCAGCUGGUGGAUGAUGCUCGGGAAGUGGGGAGAGAGUUCUUUGCACUUGCUGAUGAAACUAAAAACGAGAUUGCCCUCUCAAAGUCUCCGAUUUUCAGGGGAUACCAAAGGCUCGGAGAGAACAUCACUCAGGGCCGGCGCGACAUGCAUGAAGCCAUUGAUUUGUACAGGGAGCAUCCAGCUAAUCAUCCCCUUGUGCUUUCCGGGAAGCCGCUUCACGGCCCAAACCCAUGGCCCAGUCAACCUGAGCGUUUCAGGCCGGUUGUGGAGGAAUAUGUGACCAAAAUGAAAGCCCUGGGUAGCACGGUGCUACGUGGCAUGGCUAUGGGGCUGCACCUCUCACUCGACACCUUUGAGCACGGCAGGGCGGACGACCCCUUCUGGGUCAUCCGAGUCAUUGGCUACCCUCCCCUUGCUGUCCACGACACAGAAUCGCUCAGCUGUGGCGAGCACACGGAUUACGGCCUUCUUACUUUUGUGAAUCAGGACCCUGGCAUCACAGCCUUACAGGUGAAGAAUAAGGCAGGCGAAUGGGUGGACGCUCCUCCAGUUCCAGGAAGCUUUGUGGUCAACAUUGGUGACAUGCUCAAGCUGUGGACGAACGGGCUCUACCAGCCAACUCCCCAUCGUGUUGUCAACAGAAGCCGCACAUUCCGAGUCUCAGUGCCAUUCUUCUACGAA
Closterium sp. Naga37s-1 is the source of this 801-nucleotide messenger RNA. The record is from the annotation of a GenBank genome assembly. NCBI's taxonomy places the organism in Eukaryota, Viridiplantae, Streptophyta, Zygnematophyceae, Desmidiales, Closteriaceae.